Messenger RNA from Syngnathus acus (greater pipefish), 1035 nucleotides. Its product is annotated as cytochrome c oxidase assembly factor 7. Gene Ontology annotation, molecular function: protein binding. The record is from RefSeq and is a predicted model, not a curated record. Bases 284 to 979 code for a protein of 231 amino acids. Gene Ontology annotation, cellular component: mitochondrial intermembrane space. NCBI's taxonomy places the organism in Eukaryota, Metazoa, Chordata, Actinopteri, Syngnathiformes, Syngnathidae. The transcript is spliced from 3 exons.
AAAACAGGAAGUAGUAAAUGGAGAGGCGGGGCUAAAGAAUUCCGACUCGAAUGCACAUGCUAAGCUGCAUAGUUUCAUUUUCGCUUUUUUUGCCUUGAUACGGGUAAUUAUUUUUGUGGUUUUACUCUAUUGUAGUUAAUUUAUGCCAACAUAAUAUGUCCCGGUACGGAAGAUAUCGUUAAGCGUCUGGCCAUGUGUAAGGCAGCAAGGUCAUAACGAGCAAGUGGACGAGUUGCGAGUUCAUUUGAUCACUGGAAAUCGAAAAUACAAAUUGGCUAUCAGAAUGGCUGGACUCGUUAACUUUGAAGAUGAAAAAGAAGUGGAGGAAUUUCUGGAUAAUUUAGGCGUGGAGUACAGCUACCAGUGCCACAAGGAGAACGAUCCCGAAGGGUGCCAGAGGUUAGCAGAUUACAUGGAAGGAGUGAAGGCGAACUACGAGGCUGCUGCACAGGUGCUCAAACACAACUGUGACAAAAAUGGUCAUGCAGAGAGCUGCUACAAACUGGGGGCUUACCAUGUCACAGGCAAAGGUGGUGUGAACAAGUGCCUGAAAAGUGCCUACUCUCUCUUCAUGCAAGCAUGCAACGCCGGUGGGAAGAAAUCAAUCGACGCCUGCCACAACGUGGGUCUGCUCGCUCACGACGGGCGGGCCAUGGAGGGUGGAGCCGCCGAGACGGACAUUGCCCGGCGCUACUACGAGAAGGCGUGUGCGGGCGGCUUCGCCCCGUCUUGUUUUAAUCUCAGCGCCUUGUACAUCGAAGGCAACGCCGAAGGGGUCAAGCCUGACAUGGUGACAGCGCUCAAGUACGCCACACGGGCUUGCGAGCUGGGACACGUGUGGGGCUGCGCCAACGCCAGCCGCAUGUACAAGCUGGGCGACGGCACCGAGAAGGACGAGAAGAAGGCAGAGGAGCUGAAGAAUCGAGCUAGGGAACUACACGGUUUGCAAAAGGAGAAACAGCUCAAAUUUGGGGAGUGACAGCUCCAUGUAUGCAUUUGUGUGUUUCCAUCAUCAACUCAAAAUGUAAAAACGUA